AUGGACGACGCGGUCAUGGAUGAAGCAGAGAAACCGACUGCUAUUUGUGAUAAUGGACUAUGUGCAAAGACCGCGAAGGCAGACGGCGGUAACUUAUUGGUCUGUGGCGGUUGUGGAUGGGCUAGAUACUGCUCAGUGGUCUGCCAAAAGUUGUGUCGAAAGCGCCACAAGAUGGUUUGUGUAAGUAUAUUGACCAGCUUCCUUCUGAUUACUAACGCGGAUAUUGACUUCUUUCAGAUCAAUCAUCAUAUUCUGAGUAUGGAGGACGAUCUUUGGACGGUGGACGGCGACUUGAAGGGGCAACCAACGUUUAGGUCAGAAUUGGCCCAGGGUAGAUUCGGGACCACAGUUUGA
This is a messenger RNA of Hymenoscyphus albidus, 354 nucleotides long. The record is from the annotation of a GenBank genome assembly. Lineage: Eukaryota; Fungi; Ascomycota; Leotiomycetes; Helotiales; Helotiaceae.